GGCGAAAAGACUGACCAAGACCAACAUCGACGGACUCACAUGCCACUACCUUAGGCUAGAUGCUCAUGUCCACAUUCCCUCAUGGCUCUCGUCGAUUACUCCUCCGACGACUCGGAAGCCGAGACUGGUCCACCGCCAGCCAAGAGACGGCGAUCUCAAAUAGAUGGCGCCGAGCGCGUAAAUGAGGUUGAAUACGAGGCCACUAGUGUGCAAGAGGUGAAGGUUGUGGACAGGGCGAAGGCGGCGACCAAGCAACCUGCUCGCCAGUCAGAUCUCCCUCCCCUCCCAGAAGCUUUUCACGACCUAUACGCCUCAACCGUCCGUCACAGUGUCGUCGACGACCCAAGCCUACACCAUGGCCGAAAGAGGGCCAUUCCUCAUAUCGUGGGCAACUGGCCGUCUCACAUUUACAUUGAGUGGCAUCCCACGGCGCAAGAACACGCCGCGUUAUCCGACUUACUGACGGCCAUCCAACAUGAACAUGGCCAUUCUCAAGACCACAAGCUUCACAGCUUUCUGACAUCCGAACUGAAUGCCCCGCUGCCAUUACACAUCUCCCUCUCACGCCCCUUGGCACUCACCACCUCGACAAAAGACUCCUUUCUCGACGACCUUACCGCUUCCCUGCGUUCCUUCUCACCUUCGGCUUUCCCCUCAGCCUGUCCACCAGCAAAUCCGAGCGCCAUAUGCUCUCAUUCUUGCUCCUUCACAGUAUCGCCUACCACCCUAGCCUUCCACAGAUCUCCCGACUCGGACCGCACCUUUCUCGUCCUCCGCGUAGCGAGCAAUAUCACCACCGACAGUCCUCACGACCCCGACGUCACUACCACCGAAACCGACUCCGUUCUUACGACUGCCGCGACUAGCAUCACCUCUACACUUACUGGGACUGGGAUCAUCGGCUCAAACCCCCACCUCUGCGAUCUCCUCCGCAGGUGUAACGUCCUCGCAUCCGCCUACGGCCACCCCACCCUUUACGUCCCGCCAUCGUCCUCAGCAUCUCCCUGCAAAAUCAACACCAACAACUCCGCAUUACCAUCCUCCUCUUCGUCCCCCGCUGCAGAGGCAGAGGCCCUUCGAGCAGACCAAGCAUUCCACAUCAGCAUAGCCUGGACCUUCGCCGAACCCCCGGACGACGAGACCAGUCUGCGCACCCACCGCCUGCUGACGAGACCGCCCUUCAGCGACAUUCCGUCCUGGCGCAUCCCCGUCACGGCCGUCAAGACUAAAAUUGGGAACGUCAUCACCCACAUCCCGCUCGCUUCUCGUACAUCUUCUGUUCGGAGGAGAGCCAGGUGAUGUGAGCCCCAUAUAGCAGUGGCAAGGGCAGCACUAGAGAGAGACAUGUGCACACAAGGAGUAUAUGCAUACUGCAAGGUAAACUAGAGCCAAAUAUUGGUUUUCAAUUAUCCAUCUUCUCGUCCUCAUUUCAGUCUCUGUGUAUCACUAGAUGCAAAAAC
Molecule: messenger RNA, 1460 nt
Organism: Sodiomyces alkalinus F11
Lineage: Eukaryota; Fungi; Ascomycota; Sordariomycetes; Glomerellales; Plectosphaerellaceae
Exons: 2
Coding region: 82-1299 (405 amino acids)
Biological process (GO): U6 snRNA 3'-end processing
Cellular component (GO): nucleus
Molecular function (GO): 3'-5'-RNA exonuclease activity
Source: RefSeq, a predicted model, not a curated record